Trametes versicolor FP-101664 SS1 is the source of this 906-nucleotide messenger RNA. Its product is annotated as terpenoid synthase. The record is from RefSeq and is a predicted model, not a curated record. Lineage: Eukaryota; Fungi; Basidiomycota; Agaricomycetes; Polyporales; Polyporaceae. The transcript is spliced from 5 exons. The coding region runs from base 1 to 906 and encodes 301 amino acids. Gene Ontology annotation, molecular function: carbon-oxygen lyase activity, acting on phosphates.
AUGAGCCUCCCUAAGAUACUCGUCAUACAAGAGACUAUCCGUGAUCUCCUCCACCGCUGCGCAUACCGGUCUCCCAAGAGUGAAACGGAUCACGCGCUUCGCCGCGAGCUUGCGGAGGAGGUAGCCAAAUGGGACACAGAUCUCCCGCCGGCUGCCAUCGGCAAGUUGGUCCACGCAAGCUGCAGCGUGGUAGAGACCAUGUAUGGACACACGCCCGCAGCGCACAGGGGCUACAUUGGACUCUAUACUGCCUGUAUAAUCUACGCGGACGACGUCGGCGAGCAGGACCCAGACGCGCUCAAGCUGUUCACGCAGCGCUUCGCUCGGUCGGAGCCGCAGCCCAACGCGGUGUUCGAGUGCCUAGCGGGCCUGCUCCGACAGGCGUACGACCUGUGGCCGCAGUUCGGCGCGGACUGCAUCAUCUCGGGCACGCUCGACGCGAUUUCGGCGAACUACAUCGAGUGCACGACGCACGAGAUGAGGGCCAAGCCGCUCGCGACGUGCUAUCCCACGUACCUGCGUCAGCGGGCGAGUUUCGGGCCCGCGUUCACGAGCUUCAUGUUCCCGAACACCUGGCGGGCAACCCCCGAGUCGUACAUCCAAAUUUUACCUGACAUAGAAUCCUGGACGCUCGGCGUAAAUGACAUUCUGUCGUUUUACAAGGAAGAGCUCGCUGGGGAAGACAACAACUACAUUCACCUCCGCGCGGCGGCUGAGCAGGUCCCCACCGACAAAGUGCUCCGCAAUCUGGUUGAGGAAGUCUCAAACACCACCUUACGCGUGGGAAAGGUCGUGGCGGACGAUGCGGAGCUGUCUAAGAUGUGGUCGAGAUAUAUGCUGUGCUCCUUGGAGUUCCAUCUCAAGACGCGGCGUUACCGCCUCGAUGAACUUGGAUUCACAGCGUGA